UUAGUUUCUUUGCCUUCUGCUGAAAUGGUUCAAAAAUAGCCUAUGUCACCAAACCCAAAUAAAAUUGAGUGGCAGGAGAAAAGAUAUUUGAUGGUUCACACAGGCCACUGAGUCUGGUAGAAAGACAGGAUCCUGGAGGUGAAAGUAGAACAUUUCAAAACUAACUCCAGAAAGCCUGUGUUCUGGCAGAAGAGGAAAUUUCUAUAUAUUAAAAAAAUGAAUAAAUAUAUUGGCCUCAAGCGCCGUGGUGUGGUAGUCCAUGAUGCUCAUGGCUUGAAGGAUUUUUGGGAAGAAAUAAUUGAAACACAGUCCAAGCAAAAGGAAAUUGAAGAUUCCCGAUUAACCAGAAGUGCUUUGAAUAAGCUCCGACAUGAAUGGGCCCAGAGGCUGGAAGGUCGGAUAAAGAUGCUUCAGAAGACCAGUGAAAAGCCGAAAGGACAGACUGCCCUACUGCCAAUUGAAACUUUUCAGUCAAUACAUAAAACAGCUGCCUAAAAUUAUUGCCUAGAUACAAGAGUAUGCCUUUUGCUAACACUGACUGAACUUACCUUGAACAUACUUGUUAUGAAUGAGAGCAGUAACUCCAAUUGAUUUUAAAUUAUAAACAAACCAUUGAGAGAGAGAGAGAGAGAGAGAGAGAGAGAGAUGACUUAGUUCAGGACUUUCCAAAAAAGCUCAGUCUAGUUCAGAUGUUAGUAAAAGAAGUGACUUUAACUGUUAAAAUAUUAUGAUCAACUUUAAAUGAUGUUUAUCAUUAUGUUCAUGCACUAAGAAUUACCUUGAUAGCAUCUUGCAUUAUAUAGCAUUAUAUAGUGAAAAGAAAGAAGACUGUUUUUUAUUGAGUACAAAGUGAUGAUAAUGAUAUAGCAUUAUAAGUGUACAUGGUGCUUAAAUAAGGCUAAGGACAACUUCAGAAUGCUUAGCUGGCAUGUUCUCCUGUGUUUCUUGAAGUCUUCCAAAUUCAUGAGAAUGAAGCACAUGCAGUUUUGAAAAGAUAAACAAGCUUCUUGCAAAUAUGUAUUGGAAAUAACAAAACUUCUCACAUAACUGUGUCUACUGGAGUUGAACUCCCUCCCUUCUCCUGACUGUAUUUCAGAGAACAAUCUAUGGAAGAACAUAUCUUUUCAAAAUUUGAAGGGAGUAAGUUUUGCCCCAUGAGCAUUUAUAAGCUGAAUGGUUUUCUAUAUUGCAUUCUGUAUUUUGAGCUCUACAAGUGCCACUUAUAUUCCUAGUUCAUCAGGACAGUGGUUAUAGUUAUAUCAUCAUACUAAAUAAAAUAACCCCUCAUAGCAGUUUGAAACUAAUUUAAACUGCAAGCUAAACAAUAGAAAAGAACUGCACAAAACCUAUGUUGCAGCUCUCAAGAACAUUGAGAUCCAAAAGACAUGUUGGAAGAGAGAUUAAAAAACCCUUGAAAAUGCAAAUAAUAAUUGGAUGGGGGAAGAUUUGCUAUACACAUUUAAGAAAUCUUAAUUUUAUGGCAGAACUAUUAUUACAUGGAAAAACCCACAGAGCAGAUGGGACAUGGGUCUAAAUGCUGCAUUUAAAAAAAAUUGAACCCACACAGUAGAGAAUUAAGAAAGGGAGACUAAAUUUCAGCUUCUUUUAAAAAGCUGCAACUAAGAUUUUAUUAUGGUUCUUUAUUAUUUAGCCUGCAACUUAUACUGUUUUUAAAUCAAUAGAUUUUUUAAAAAAAAAUUAUUUCAGCAGAAGGAAUGGAAGUAAGAUGUUGAAAACAGCAAUAGAGCUAUAUUUCAUGGCAGGCUAGGUUCACAACUCAUAGAGAUGGAAUGAUGACUAGCAGUACAGAUUCUGUGAGGAAAGCAAAAGGCCUGGCUGGUGAGUGGUCAGGCUCUAGGUUGCAGCAGCAUCAAAGGAAAUGAAAUGCUGCAGUUCUUAAUGGUGGUAACUAAUGGCAGAGUCAAAGGUGGUGUUAGAAGGCUGGUGGAAGAUAUUGCCAGGUCAGCAGUUCACAGAGAGUUUAGUCUGGGCCAAGAGAGGCAAAGAUGGGAGCUGAAAAAGAGAGUAAGUGGCAGGAAAGGAAGGAAGAAGGAAGGAAGGAAGGAAGGAAGGAGGCAGAAAGUCAACAGCAACUUGAUUCGACAGAUGUUUUGGUGGUGUAAGAGUACUACAUCAAUUGUUACUAGUUCCUUGGGUCACCUGAUAGGCCCCGGUCAGGUUGUGGCAGACAACAGUCUUACCAGUAUCUUCAGCUGUUCUGGAGGCACCCAAGAGCAGAGAAGAGUUGGCAUAACACAGCACUAUUCUUGGUACGGAUUGUAGGCAGUAGCGGCUCGUGAACGCACAGCUGGGGGAGGCGGUGGGAGGCAUCUUUAAGGGAAAAGAAAGUCGCUGCUUACCUCCGCAGCAUGCCUCCUAGCAGUCCCUGCAGCGGGGAAUCACCACCACCACUUACCUGGCUGCUGGCGGGGGCUCGGCUCUGUUAACGCCAGGUGAGUGUGAGUGGUAGCGGCAAUUCCCCGCCACAGGGGUUGCUGGGAGGCAUGCUGCGGAGGUAAGCAGUGACUUUCUUUUCCCUUAAAAGUGCCUCCCACCACGCCCCCACCAGCGGCACAUUCACAAGCCACUACUGAUAGUAGGGAUGUGCACAGAACUGGUUCGGAGGCCUUUUAUGGUUCUGAGGCCCUUUAUGGGCCUCCAAAUCCGUUCAAAGAACCAACAGUUCCGCUGGUUCGAAGGCGGCAGGCGUCUCCCUUUAAGAGAGGGGAGAAGGUGCACUUACCCCUCCCGCUGCUUCUCUCCCGCCGGCAUCAGUGUUUUUAGCAGCCCAUUGAGGGAGCAGCGUACCUCCCUGCUGCUCCAUUGCCCUCCACUUCUGGAUCCUCGCAGCCCCUGCCAGCUCCAUGAUGGAGCUGGCAGCUGUGUGGGCGGCUGAUCCGGCCACCCAGCUACGGGCAGCUGCUCGUCUGCGGGGAGAGUGGGCUAAGCCUGUUCUCCCCGCCGACCACAUUGAUGUACUUCACAGCAGUCGUGUGAAGCACCUCAGGAUGGGGUAAGGAGUAGAUUUCAUUCUCCAAUCCAAGGAAUUAGUGACAAAGCAGCUAAGCAUGGCAAGGGUGAGGUGAGGCAAGGGACAGGUUUCAUUCUUCUUCUUCAGUGCAUGCCUUUUAAUAUAAAAAGGAGAGCUGCUUUAUAGGCAAAGAGGGCAAGCAUAUAUUUAACAUACACAUCUAGUUUGGCCUUAAGUGUGAGCAUGUACUGGAGAGAACUAGAGAGAAAACAGAAUGGCUUUGGAUGGAUAGUCUGUGGUCUAGCACUGGAGGAUUUUUUAACCAGAGGAAAGAGAAUGUUUUGACCAUGGGUGGAUUAGAUAAAAAUUCAAGUCAGGAAUGUCUGUGUAAGCAAGCAUAGAAAUUACAGCUUGGCAGUGAGGCAGCAAUGCAAUUUGUCUUAACGUUCACGGAAAGCUAUGCAGAAUGUCAUUUGCCAGCCUGAAUUAACCCAUCCAAACCUCUUUAUGAAAAUACAUGUUUCUGAAGGACUUUCCCCCGCAAGGGGGAAAUGCAUGUAGAAAAAAAUACAAUACAUGUAGAAAAAAAUCUUGGAUACCGUGACUAUAACCGCUUAUAUUUGCUUACAUGUAUUGACUGUGCUGUUCCAUUCUUAAUUAAAAUAUUGUGGAAAACA
Messenger RNA from Hemicordylus capensis (graceful crag lizard), 3648 nucleotides. RefSeq names its product protein FAM240B-like. The record is from RefSeq and is a predicted model, not a curated record. Lineage: Eukaryota; Metazoa; Chordata; Lepidosauria; Squamata; Cordylidae. The coding region runs from base 217 to 495 and encodes 92 amino acids. The transcript is spliced from 3 exons.